CAGACACCAACUAUCGGAGAAGACCCGAAUCCAUCUACAACCACCCAAACCAAAUCCACCAACCCCCCAAUCUCCAUAUCUCUCUCUCUAGCCUUCCAUUCUCACGCACAGAGAGAGAGAGACACACACACAGAGCCAUGCAGUCUCGGCUGAAAUCCCUGGUGGGAAUCGCCAGGCCCUUCUCCACCUCCACCGCCGCCUCGGUCGCCGAGUUCCCCAAAACCCUAGAGGGCCUCCGGGCGCGCCUGGCGCUCGAGUCCCCGACCCUCUCGGACUUCGCCUACUCCGUGGAGGUGGGCACCAAGAAGAAGCCACUCCCCAAGCCCAAGUGGAUGAAGGAGUCCGUCCCCGGCGGCGAGAAGUACGUGCAGAUCAAGAAGAAGCUACGCGAUCUCAAACUCCACACCGUCUGUGAGGAGGCCCGCUGCCCCAAUCUCGGCGAGUGCUGGUCCGGCGGCGAAACCGGCACCGCCACCGCCACCAUUAUGAUCCUCGGCGAUACCUGCACUCGCGGUUGCCGGUUUUGCAAUGUGAAGACGUCACGUACGCCUCCUCCGCCGGACCCGGAGGAACCGGGAAAUGUGGCGGAGGCGAUUGCGUCAUGGGGUUUGGAUUAUGUAGUGAUUACAAGUGUGGACCGAGACGAUUUGGCCGAUCAAGGGAGUGGGCAUUUUGCUGAGACGGUGCAGAAGUUGAAGGCACUCAAGCCGAAUAUACUGAUAGAGUCUUUGGUUCCUGAUUUUCGAGGAGACCCUGGCUGUGUAGAGAAAGUUGCAAAAUCUGGUCUAGAUGUCUUUGCUCAUAACAUUGAGACAGUUGAAGAGCUUCAGAGUAUUGUGCGGGAUCAUCGUGCUAAUUUUAAACAAUCUUUAGAUGUCCUAGUUAUGGCAAAGGACUAUUCUCCUGCUGGAACACUCACCAAGACCUCAAUAAUGUUAGGCUGUGGAGAGACACCCGAUCAAGUUGUGAGAACUAUGGAGAAGGUGAGAGCAGCAGGUGUUGAUGUCAUGACAUUUGGUCAAUAUAUGAGACCAUCAAAGCGGCAUAUGCCAGUGGCUGAAUACAUUACACCCGAGGCUUUUGAUAAGUAUCGAACUCUUGGCAUGGAAAUGGGAUUUCGAUAUGUUGCAUCUGGUCCGAUGGUCAGAUCUUCAUACAAAGCAGGGGAAUUCUACAUCAAAUCCAUGAUUGAAUCCGAUCGGUCUGCUUCUUCACAGCUUUCUGUUUCUUGAUAAGUGUUCCCCACUUUAAAUAUAAUUUCAUAAAUCCAUCGCUUCCUGUGUAUGGUAUUGAGUGAUAUGAUUACUUAAGCUCAAUCAGCUUUAGUACUCUUCUAAAGCAAAAUGAUUAGGAUUAAAUUAGAAUAGUAGGCUGGGUGCCAAAUUCUUUGUGGUAUAAAGCUUUGGGAUUGUGUGGACACCUGUCUCAUUGUAAUCCUAACCUGGUCUCGUUGUACAUCCAUUCGUUGUAAUUAAUAAAUUUUGUUCUGCU
Molecule: messenger RNA, 1491 nt
Organism: Corylus avellana
Lineage: Eukaryota; Viridiplantae; Streptophyta; Magnoliopsida; Fagales; Betulaceae
Product: lipoic acid synthase 1
Biological process (GO): lipoate biosynthetic process
Cellular component (GO): mitochondrion
Molecular function (GO): 4 iron, 4 sulfur cluster binding; lipoate synthase activity
Source: RefSeq, a predicted model, not a curated record